Molecule: messenger RNA, 536 nt
Organism: Xenia sp. Carnegie-2017
Lineage: Eukaryota; Metazoa; Cnidaria; Anthozoa; Malacalcyonacea; Xeniidae
Exons: 2
Coding region: 85-534 (149 amino acids)
Source: RefSeq, a predicted model, not a curated record
CAUUUUUGUCCUGAUGAGGAUAGCCUUGAAAUCUUAAUUGAUGAAUUCAACAGGGAAAAUGAACUUGAUGACUCUGUUCAAGCAAUGGAACACAAAAAUGCUCAAUUUCUUCUAAAAACAAAAGAAAUCAAUCUGCUCACACAAAAAUGUGUGGAUAACAUUGUAGAAGAUUCCACUGAACUUGUCCAAGGAACAGUCAAAGCAAUUAAACACGGUUUGCAAAAUUGCUUAGAGAAAGCUGGAUUAAAUUAUAAUGAUGUGCCAGGUCUUGAUGAAUUAUUUGAUGAAGGACAUGCUAUCUCAAAUCCACUCAAACAUAUUUCCACAAAGUAUAAACAGAAUGCUUAUUUUGAGGAGCAUUUUGGCUUAGUUCAACUCAGACGAAUUAAACUUGGACACAGAGUUGUGAAAAGACUUUCAAGGACUGUGUACAAAGAGGUUAUUAAAGAUGAUGAAAUCAUUUACAUACCACUGCUUAAAUCCUUGGAAAAAAUGCUCAAUGUAAAAGAGUACUUGAACAGGUCAGAUUGUUAAUA